Molecule: messenger RNA, 2723 nt
Organism: Gasterosteus aculeatus aculeatus (three-spined stickleback)
Lineage: Eukaryota; Metazoa; Chordata; Actinopteri; Perciformes; Gasterosteidae
Gene: bbs12
Product: Bardet-Biedl syndrome 12
Biological process (GO): chaperone-mediated protein complex assembly; photoreceptor cell maintenance
Molecular function (GO): ATP binding
Source: RefSeq, a predicted model, not a curated record
CUUCUGUGAUGUCAACAAAACAUUCAGCAACGGCGGUACUUUUUUUCCCUGUUGAAAUGACAGGGGAGAUAGCCAAUGGAAACCACGAACACACCGAGACGCGAACGUACUGGCCAAUCUGAGAACGCAAUGGGCGGGCCGUAGUCGUGUGCGCCAAUGGCUGCGAUCGUUUCUUGUUGCCCAGCAACCAGCAAAUAUAGCGCAUGCGCAGUCUUUCAUCGCUCGUGCAGGCAACUGGCUAGUGGCAAUCGGAAACUAUACUGUAAAACAUUAUUGAAUAAGGCCCCUCGAGCAAUGCUGGCGUGUACAAUCGUAAACCACCGGCAGCAUGUUGGACUGCAGAAGCUCUCGGCGCUGGCAGGAAUCACACAUUCCUCUCUGGGCCCCAACAAAAUGUACAAGUUUAUCCGAGAUGAAACGAGCGGGGAGUCGGCUCUCGCGUGCUCGUGCUUUCGCCUCUUGGAGAACUUGGAGCUGACCUGCGGCGUGGGUCAACUGGUCUACGAGACCGUUCGAGCCCACCAGAAGGUCUACGGCGCCGGGUCGGGAUGCCUGCUGUUUCUCGCGGGGGCGUGGAGCCGCGCCGCCACCGAGUGCCUGCAGAAAGGAGUUCCGGUGGCGCGCAUCAUCUCUGCCAUGUCUGAAGGGAUGGAUGUGUGCUUGGAUGUUUGCAGGAAAUGCAGCGUCUCAACUGAGAGCCUUGGUGCGGCGCCGGCGGAGAGCUGCGCCGCGACCUCUCAGGGUUUGGGACUUAACCUCUUAAAAAAAAACACUGCAGAGGCCUCACAAGCGUCGUGCCACCUGCGAGGGACAAGACAGGCUGCUGACAAGACUCUAAAUGCCAGUGGACGAAGGAAAAUAAAGCUCAGCAGACAUUUUUAUGAGACCGAGGCUGAAGACGCCUCCACGGCAACGCAACCUCCUCGACGCAAGGCUCCUGACGUCGCUCUCGUUGCUGCGGGAUUGAGUCACGGUUAUGUCGGAGCAAUGAAUUUAGUCAUCGAAGCCAGCCGUUUACAAUCCAAGAAUAAUCCACAAGAUGUCAGCGGUUCUACCUUCGAUGUUUCUAAAGUGGCCACUUGUGUGCUGCCUGGUUUGCCAGAAGAGAAUUCAUGUGUUUUACAAGGCUGCGUUGUUCACGUGUCUGAUGAACAGGCCUCAGUCGCCCAUCAUUUAAAAGAACAGCACUUGAAGGUUGCUCUGAUCAAUGGAGAUUUAUCAGAUACCUAUCGCCAUCUCGGCUUCAAAAGGCUACAGGCUGUACAGUGUGUGAGCGACCGGGUGCACUUUUUGAGUUCUAGCAAAGCGGAAGAGUGGACGGAAAAAGUGUUGACACUUCUGCUGAACCUAGAAGUGAACCUGGUAGUCGUCAGCGGGAUCGCUAGCGAGAAAGUGAUUCAGCGUUGUUGCAGACUCCACAUUCUUGUGGUGGAAAAAGCGAAUGUCUCAGUUUUGAAGGCCCUGGCUGAUGCGACGGGAGCGGUUCCGGUGACCUACGCCACGCAGUUGAGUAAUCGCUGUGUUGGAGCCGGCGUGAAGGUCGCCAUAUGGGGCGACCUCGCCGGCCGUCAGACCAAGCCCUCUACGGCUGUGAGUGUUUCCACCGGGGAGCGCGACGGGUUGGUCACCGCCGUCCUCGCGAGCUGCGUGCCGAGCAAGCUGCAGGCCCUGGAGGACCAGUUCUGGGCGUGUGCGUACCGCUUACACCACGCGCUGACAGACGCCGUCCUCCUGCCCGGUGCCGGAGUGACAGAAAUGCUUUGCGUUCAUCACCUACGAGAGCGAGCGGAGCGAAGGCACGACGCGGGGAGGAGUGGGGGCGGCGUCCAGCAGACCAAAGCAGGGAGAGCGGCCAACCCGUACAGGGGUUUAGUGAUGAACCUCAUGGCAGAGGGUUUAGUGGAUUACAUAUCCACCGUAAUGGUUAACGCCGGGGGGGUUUCAAAAGUCCGAGCCAGGACCGCUGUGAGCCAACGACUGAAGAACCAUGCGGAAAAUCAAGCGAAAUUCUCACAACUGUCUUUUGCAGGCGAACAGGAGGAUGGUUCCCUGAGAUGUAGUGACGCACCAGCAGCACAGGUCUACGACGGUAUGAGUGUGAAGCAGGAAGCGUGGAGGAGAGCCUUGGACCUGGUUCUCCUCGUCUUACAGACGGACGCGGAGAUCAUCACAGGCGUCGGCCCAAAUCAUGACGCUGCGGAGGGAGAUAUGAUGCUGUUGUGACCUCCAGGCAACAUCUGGAACGUUUCAGACUUUUCAGACGGCGACAAUGGAUUUAUUUUUUGCGACUGGCACACGGUGCAAACAGACUAAAGUGUUGUUAUUGCUGUAAAGUGAUAAAACUUAUACCACCACUUGGGGGAGACAAACAAUUAUCUGACGCUGAUGCAGGCAACUAAAAUGAGGAGAAUUCUGUCUGUCUGUAGUUUCUAAAUGCUGACACACUAAACAAUUGAAGGGAUAUUUAUUUGAUUGCCCUUUUGACCUCCAGUUAGUUGAAUAGCCACAUCAUAAAAGUAGCACAGAACCUUAAAUAUGAACUACUGUUAUGUAGUAUAUGUUUACAUAUUCAAAUGAUAUUUAACUUGCCGUCUUAUCAUGUUCUCUCCCUCGUAAACGCUGCAUAUUGUUCUAAUAGGAGGUACAAGUUAAGUUUAUUUGACUUAGAAAAAGUCAACACGUUGAAAUAUCAUGGGAAAAAAAUAAAGAAAUAUUACGUCAAA